CUGGCGCUAGCAUUAUUGUUGCUUAAGGAUCUGUAUCUACAACAAGGUUGGCCCACAAUAUAUACUAAAUAUGUGUUGUGGUGCAACAGUUCAAAGUAUUAAAUCGGGCGCGCGGCGUGAGACUGUUAAAUGCAAUUAACGACGGCUUGCUGUGAAUUUCAAAACUUCCUUCCACCAAUCAGCAUCUGGCCCCGGCCCCCCCUCUCUCUCUCUCUCUGUCUAUCUCUAUCUCUCUCAUCACAUACAGCAUUGUCGUGAAUUGUGCAGAUUUGUCGAAUGUGAAAUUUCAAUUGUAUUAAUACAAGUGGCUGCAAUAUGGGCACAAUAUCAUCGGUACUGCAAUGGUCGUGCACCAAAUGCAAUACCAUCAAUCCGACCGAAUCAUUAAAAUGCUUCAACUGUGGCACCGUGCGCAAGGUAUUCCCCAGUCCUACCGCAACAUUGUAUCAGCAAACGUCACAAACGCAAUCCCAACCGCCGCGACACCAAGGCACUUGGAUACAUCAACAGCAACAACAACAACAACAACAACCUCGGCAACAGCAGCGACAGCAUGAAAACCUGGUUGCAGGCUCUGCUGUGUCAGGGGCAGCGGCGGGGGCGACGGACCUGGCCGCCGAGUGUGAUGAGGAGGAGGUCGCGACAAUUGUUGAUAAGCACAAAGCUGUGACCAGCACGCAUGAGGCAGCAGCUGUUUUGGCACCGAUCCCGGCCAGCAAUCGGCUCAUUCCUCCAGCGGCACGCAACGACAAUAAACCGCAAUCGAUGCUGCUGCACGGCAGCCGCAAGAUGUGGACAUGCGGCAAAUGUUCCUAUGCCUACAAUCGUCUCUGGUCCGAGUCCUGUGAGAUGUGCGAGACACUAUCCAAGCAAACGGCAGAGUCCUCCCCAGCAUCAGCAGCAGCAGCAGCCACUGGUGCGGAGCCGCGCAGCGAUGAGCCCUGGACAUGCAAGAAGUGCACCCUGGUCAACUACUCAACGGCGAUGGCGUGCAUUGUGUGCGGCGGCUCAAAACUGAAGAGCAUCUCCUCCAUUGAGGACAUGACGCUGCGCAAGGGCGAGUUCUGGACAUGCAGCCAUUGCACGCUCAAGAAUUCGCUGUCGGUGGGCCUGUGCAGUGCCUGCAAAUCGAUGCGUCUGCUGCCGGUGGCGGACACGGUGCGCGAACGACCCGAUGGCCAGUCCUACGAGGAGCAGGACACGACGACGACGUCGACCGUCGGCGGCGGCAGUCAGACGUUGGUUGAACACAAUACGCCAACGCCGACGCCAACGGCUCAGCUGCAGUUGCUGCCGCCGUUGGCGCAUCGCAAUUCGCGCAGUCCAUCGCCCCGAUCAACGGCGGUGGCACCGGUCCUGACGGCCAUCCAACAGCUGCAGCUACAGCAGACCCAGCAGCAGCUGCAGCAGCAGCGCAGCUCCUCGGGCGCCAUACCCAAGCGUCAUAGCACCGGCGGCUCUAUAGUGCCGCGCAAUAUAUCAAUGGCCAUGCCCACCUCCGCGGCCAGCUCCUCCUAUAAUUUGCAGCAGCAGCAGCAGCAGCUAAUCCUGCCCAGCGGCUCGGUUAAGAAAUGGCAGUGCCCGGCAUGCACAUACGAGAACUGUGCCGCCUCCGUUGUCUGUGACAUUUGCUCGAGUCCGCGCGGUUUGGUCCAUACGGUGCUGACGGAUGCUUUGGCCCGCAAAUCGAUGCGUGUCGCUGCGCUCAACGAAAUCCGGCAGGAGAGCAAACUAAUGGAGAAUCUGCGCCAGCUGGAGGAGACAGAAGCGCUGACCAAAUGGCAAAAUAUCAUACAAUAUUGUCGCGAUAAUAGCGAGCUAUUCGUGGACGAUUCAUUUCCGCCGGCGCCCAAAAGCUUGUACUAUAAUCCCGCCAGCAGUGCUGCGGAUGGCGGCAAUCCGGUGGUGCAGUGGCGUCGACCGCACGAGAUCAAUUGCGAUGGCGGCGCCUAUCCGCCGUGGGCGGUCUUUCGUACGCCGUUGCCCUCGGACAUUUGUCAGGGUGUGCUGGGCAAUUGUUGGCUGCUCAGCGCAUUGGCCGUGCUGGCCGAACGGGAGGAUCUCGUCAAGGAGGUGCUCGUUACCAAGGAGAUAUGCGCCCAGGGCGCCUAUCAGGUGCGUCUAUGCAAGGAUGGCAAAUGGACGACAGUGCUUGUCGAUGAUCUGUUGCCGUGCGACAAGCGCGGACAUUUGGUCUACUCGCAGGCCAAGCGCAAACAGCUCUGGGUGCCGCUCAUCGAGAAGGCGGUGGCCAAAAUCCAUGGCUGCUAUGAGGCGCUCGUUUCGGGCCGUGCCAUUGAGGGCCUGGCCACGCUUACGGGUGCACCCUGCGAGAGCAUACCGUUGCAGGCCAGCUCAUUGCCCAUGCCCAGCGAGGAUGAGCUGGACAAGGAUCUGAUCUGGGCACAGCUGUUGAGUUCGCGCUGUGUACGCUUCCUGAUGGGCGCCAGCUGUGGCGGCGGCAACAUGAAGGUCGACGAGGAGGAGUACCAGCACAAGGGUCUACGGCCGCGGCACGCCUAUUCGGUGCUGGACGUCAAGGAUAUACAGGGACAUCGUUUGCUCAAGCUUCGCAAUCCCUGGGGACAUUAUUCGUGGCGCGGCGAUUGGUCAGAUGAUUCGGCCCUGUGGACAGAUGAUUUACGUGAUGCUCUAAUGCCGCACGGCGCCUCCGAGGGCGUCUUUUGGAUCUCCUUUGAGGAUGUGCUCAACUAUUUUGAUUGUAUCGAUAUCUGCAAGGUGCGUUCCGGCUGGAAUGAGGUGCGUCUACAGGGCACACUCCAGCCGUUGUGCUCCAUUUCGUGCGUGCUGCUCACCGUGCUGGAGCCCACCGAGGCCGAAUUUACGCUCUUCCAGGAGGGUCAACGCAACUCGGAGAAAUCGCAACGCUCACAGCUCGAUCUCUGCGUUGUGAUAUUUCGCACACGUUCACCGGCAGCGCCAGAGAUUGGACGCCUCGUCGAGCAUAGCAAGCGUCAGGUGCGCGGCUUUGUGGGCUGCCACAAGAUGCUGGAGCGUGACAUCUAUUUGCUCGUCUGUUUGGCCUUCAAUCAUUGGCACACGGGCAUCGAGGAUCCGCAUCAGUAUCCGCAGUGCAUACUGGCCAUACACAGCUCCAAGCGGCUGCUGGUCGAGCAAAUAACGCCCUCGCCCCAUCUGCUCGCCGAUGCCAUCAUCAGCCUGACACUGACCAAGGGCCAGCGGCAUGAGGGACGCGAGGGCAUGACCGCCUACUAUUUGACAAAGGGCUGGGCUGGACUGGUGGUUAUGGUGGAGAAUCGACAUGAGAAUAAAUGGAUUCAUGUGAAGUGCGAUUGCCAGGAGAGCUACAAUGUGGUCUCGACGCGCGGCGAGCUCAAAACAGUUGAUUCCGUGCCGCCGCUGCAAAGGCAGGUGAUCAUUGUGCUCACCCAGCUGGAGGGCAGCGGCGGCUUCAGCAUUGCCCAUCGGCUGACGCAUCGUUUGGCCAAUUCGCGCGGCCUGCACGAUUGGGGUCCGCCGGGCGCCACCCACUGUCCGCCCAUCGAGAAUGUGCACGGGCUGCAUGCGCCGCGCUUGAUAACAUAAUUCGAUCAAGCCGACUUGGAAGCAUCGAGGGGCAUUAGUUCAAAACAAAAUAUAUAUAUAUAUAUUUAUAUAUAUAUGUAUCUAUGUGUAUUCCUUUUACGCCAUAACGUUUACGAUUUAUGAUUUUGAUAUUGGUUACAUUUUCUUUAUUUUUGUUUUGUUUGAAUAUUUUAAUUUUUUGAGAUUUUUGCAUAUUCUAGUCGAUGUUUUGUCAACGUCAUACGUACACACACACACACACGAACACGCACACAUAUAGCUAUACAUGAAUAUAUAUGUAUGUAUAUGUGUACUUCGGAAUAGUUAACGAUGCGGUUGCGGGCGCAUUAAUACAUACAUACAUAUAUUGAGAAAAGAAAUGAAAUAAAUGUGAAUUAUAUAGUUAAACAACGGCCUGAUACCCGAACCCUAUCAAAACUUUGAAUUUCAUCGAUGUAUGUAUUGUAUUGAAUUUAAGUGCAUGUGCGUCAUGAUCCAGCAGCAUACAUAAAUAUGUCUAUUGUUUUAAAAAUAAAAUACUAACAGUUAUAAAAGCCAUACAAC
Messenger RNA from Drosophila novamexicana, 4110 nucleotides. It is a transcript of the gene sol, whose product is annotated as calpain-D. The transcript is spliced from 6 exons. The coding region runs from base 316 to 3567 and encodes 1083 amino acids. Gene Ontology annotation, biological process: proteolysis. Gene Ontology annotation, cellular component: cytoplasm. Lineage: Eukaryota; Metazoa; Arthropoda; Insecta; Diptera; Drosophilidae. Gene Ontology annotation, molecular function: calcium-dependent cysteine-type endopeptidase activity. The record is from RefSeq and is a predicted model, not a curated record.